Messenger RNA from Scylla paramamosain (green mud crab), 813 nucleotides. It is a transcript of the gene Tcs1, whose product is annotated as threonylcarbamoyl-AMP synthase-like. Gene Ontology annotation, biological process: regulation of translational fidelity. Gene Ontology annotation, molecular function: double-stranded RNA binding; nucleotidyltransferase activity; tRNA binding. The transcript has a single exon. Bases 1 to 813 code for a protein of 270 amino acids. The record is from RefSeq and is a predicted model, not a curated record. NCBI's taxonomy places the organism in Eukaryota, Metazoa, Arthropoda, Malacostraca, Decapoda, Portunidae. Gene Ontology annotation, cellular component: cytoplasm.
AUGCUUGAAAAGUUGUGGACUGUACUAAGAACAGUGUUAUUUGUUACUGGUGGCAUUCAUACUUUAGUUUUUAUGAAGUGGUUAUCUGUAAUUCAUAAAUCAGUGAGGCGGAUGAGUAGUACUAUAGUGGAUUGGUUAACUAUUGAUCCUCCAAUGAAUAAUGUGGUGCAAGUACUGGAGGGGCCUUCAGUUGCCUGUCAUGCCAAGAAAGCUGCUACUGCACUAGUCUCGGGCCACGUGAUUGCCCUGCCUACAGACACGCUGUAUGGAAUUGCUGCCUUAGCCCAGAACAACACAGCUGUAGAAAAUAUUUACAAGAUCAAGAAACGCAAUUCAACAAAACCUCUUGCUAUCUGUGUGGCAGAAGUAGCAGAUGUGUACCACUGGGGAAAAGUCACUGUACCUCACUCACUUCUGAACUCCCUAUUGCCUGGUCCAGUUACAUUAAUAUUCCAGCGCACUCCCCAGCUCAAUCCUGCUCUGAACCCUGGAACAGACCUGGUUGGCAUACGUAUACCUGAUGAAGAAUUUAUCAGAACAGUGGUAAGAUACUGUGGGUCACCAAUAGCUCUGACAAGUGCCAAUAUAAGUACAAGGGAUAGUCCUUUGUGUGUGGAAGAGUUCAGUGAGCUCUGGGACAAACUUUACUGUGUGUAUGACAGUGGUCACAUUGGUGAACAGACAGAAUGCAGAGAGGGUUCUACAAUAAUUGACCUUUCUCAAACUGGAUCAUACAGACUUAUUCGCAGAGGUAUUGCCUAUGAGCAUACUACCCAGGUACUACAGGAGUUUAAACUGACCUUAAUAGAUUAA